AUGACGAAACAGGAAGACACGUGGGAGAGGGUCAUGAAGCUGCUCAAAGUCACCACCAGAUCCACUUCGAAAAUUGCAGCGGAACGCUUUCUGGAGGAAAGCGCUAUACUGUUUGAUAUAUUCGCGAGGUUCGAAGGCCUUCACCUUCGUGCUCCGAUUUUAUCCGCUUUCGAAACCAAAGCUACAACAAUCCAUGAAAGGCGUUUCGCCAAGAACUUGCGUGCUAUACUUGUGGACAAAGCGUUCUGCACCACACACGCCCCAUUAGAGGAGUUUCUUGCCCUCCCGCUCGACCAUAUGAGCAUUUGCAACUUUGAAAAGAGUACCAACGGGCUCCAAACGGUAAUCGAGUUUAUUACCAUGGUCUUGAAGGACGCCGACCAAUGCAUCGCUAAGAGGUUGGAAGCGAUGAACACAAUACCAUGUACGUACUCGCCAAUAGCUAGCGAUCAAAGUAUCAUAUCCUUUGAACGCAUCGCUGAAGAGCACAAUGAAGCGAGGAUGAGAAGCCGGUUGCAGGAAGGGAAUACUAGUUUGAUCACCGAGCAAGGUUCAUCGGUGCCGUCCCAGGGCUUUGAAUUCGUGCCAACUGUUACGAGUUUUUCCACGCCACGAAGGGAACCUCGGUUGCCCUGCUAUGUUCUGGACUCGAUAGUGUGCAAUCCGGACUUUUUCGGACGGGUUGACAUCCUGCAGAUUCUAGAAAACUCUCUUCUUCCAACUCGUACGAAAUUCAUUUCAUCAGAAUCAACCAGGACCAAAUACUUUGCCUUGAGCGGCAUGGGUGGCCUAGGAAAAACGGAAAUCGCCGCCCAGUUUGCUUUCCGUCAUAAAGAGAAGUUUGACGCAGUCUUCUGGGUGCGGGCCGAUGAGAUAGCAAAGCUAGACCAAUCUUAUAGCCACAUUGCCCAGAAGCUUGGUUUAGAAACUACUGCUGAAAGUACGUCGCAAGUCGUCAGCAAGGGUCUUGUGAAAGAAUGGCUUUCCAAUCCCUGGACUUCUUCACGGAUCAUGGGAAAUAUAGAAGUCUCAUCUCAAACACAAGCAACGUGGUUGAUCAUCUUUGACAAUGCAGAUGAACCUUCGAUCGUUGCGGACUACUGGCCAGUGAUGGGAAACGGCUCUGUACUCAUUACGAGUCGGGAUCCAAUAGCCAAGACCUAUUACUCCAAAGAAAUAUCUGGGAUUGACUUGGAGCCUUUCAGUGAUGCUGAAGGCGCCUCUCUGCUCAAGGCACUGACACUUGAUGACGACGUUUCUGGAGUAGCGGAACAUAUCUCACGAAGGCUUGGAGGUCUACCACUUGCUCUCACACAAAUGGCUAGUGUGAUCAGGCGACAAGAGUUAUCAUUCUCCGAGUUCAUGAAAUCGUACGAGAAUGAGAGAGAGCACUCCGAACUGCACGGACUAAGGUACAGUACAGGUGGAGGCAAUUAUUCAUAUACCAUAUCGUCCGUCUGGCGACUUGACGAGUUCGAUCCCAGGCCGAGAAGUCUCUUGAGAACUUUAGCUUUUCUAGAUCCCGACUGUAUUGAAGAGAUAAUCUUCGAAGAGUGGUCAACGCACCUUCCAGCACAAGAAUUUUUUGGGAAGCUUGGUGAGUACAGAGCAACUCGCACGGAGCUCCUUCAGUCAUCAUUGAUCAAGCGCAACAAAGAAAAAAGUCAGCUCUCCAUCCAUCGGAUGGUCCAAGACGUAGUCAUAGCGCAGAUGAGUACUGAAGAUAUCUCCCAGUUCUUUUGGAACGCUGUCUGUAAUCUGGCAUUGCAAUGGCCGUCGGGCAGAGCUGCUCCGUCCAAGAAAAAGCUACAAAGCACACCACCAAAGGCCCACUCCAUUCGGGAAUGGCCAAGAUGUCAGACACUCUACCCGCACGUUCUAAGAUUAAAACAGAUAUGGCAAAAGUUCUUUCAGGACAAGCCGGCAGCUUAUGAUAUACAGUGGGCAGGGCUCCUUGCGGACGCGGCGUGGUGGCAAUUUGAGCGAGGACGGACCCGCAGCUUCGAUGGAUUCUACGACAUAGCCCUUAGCAUAUGUGAGAAGAGUGAUGAUCCGGACCGCGAAUCUUUGCUUGUCGAUAUAUGUCUUGGGAUUGCGGCUAUCGCCGCCGAGGCGAAUGACCACAACUCCAGUCGAGCAUUCAAGCUAAAGGCAUUGGACUAUCAGCUACAGUACCUACAGGGAACCGAUAUUCAAGACGCUCGCCUUUCACGAUGCUUCAGCGAACUGGCAAUUGCGUUGAUCCAAGACAAGGAUUAUGCCACUGCAGAGAACAACUUGCUACAAGGGAUGGAGAUCAAUAAUCGGAUCGGGUCAUUCAGCGCGCUUGCUUACGCGAACCUGGGUUUGCUUUACACGUUCCAAGAAAAAUACGAAGCAGCCGAAGAGGUCCUCGGUUGGGCACUAUCAAAGCAGGAGGAAAUGUUUGGCAAGAUGGACAAGGUUUCGUUCCGUACUGGCCGAGUGCUGUACGCCUUCGGAAACCUUCGAGCCGCUCAGGGCCGUUUGCCUGAAAGCCAUGAGUAUCACCAAAUGGCGCUCGAACAAUUCCGAUCCACUAUAGGGGACCACCACCACCGCACAGCAGACGUCUGUCAUAAGGUGGCCGAACACCUUAUUCGUAUCGAACACUACAAGGAUGCCAUGUCGAUGAUUGAUCAAGCGCUCCUGAUCUGGGGCCUCGACCCUAAGGUAUACCAGCCGGAAAUCGCGCGCACAACUUUCCUCAAAGGGCAGCUUCUGAAAACCUUGCGGAAGCACGAGAAGGCUGAGAAGCUAAUUGAGAAAGCGACGACUUUCUGGUCUGCAACUGUUGGCUUUUCUUCCUUACGUGAGAAGCACUCGCAACCUACUCAGGAAGACUUCGAUAAUCUGGUCACGUUCUGGUCGAGAUGA
Molecule: messenger RNA, 2895 nt
Organism: Endocarpon pusillum Z07020
Lineage: Eukaryota; Fungi; Ascomycota; Eurotiomycetes; Verrucariales; Verrucariaceae
Exons: 7
Coding region: 1-2895 (964 amino acids)
Molecular function (GO): ADP binding; protein binding
Source: RefSeq, a predicted model, not a curated record